Molecule: messenger RNA, 588 nt
Organism: Malassezia globosa CBS 7966
Lineage: Eukaryota; Fungi; Basidiomycota; Malasseziomycetes; Malasseziales; Malasseziaceae
Exons: 2
Coding region: 1-588 (195 amino acids)
Cellular component (GO): membrane
Source: RefSeq, a predicted model, not a curated record
AUGAUCAUAUCAUCGUCGCUUGUGAUUGUACGCCGCAUGCCUGAGGUAUCGAUUGGCUCGCUUCUCUUUGUUAUUGUGAUCCAGGGCUUUGGGUACGGAUUGAUCACGGACUUUAAUUUCUUCCUGCGCAACCUAUCGGUGAUUGGCGGUCUAUUAAUGGUGUUUUCAGACAGUCUUGCACAUAAACGCAAGAAUCUGUUUGCCGGCCUACCAAGUUUGAGCGAGACGGAUAGAAAGAUCUACUUCCAGCUGGCCGGGCGUGUGCUUUUGAUAUUCUUGUUUUUCGGAUUCGUACUUCAAGGCGAAUGGACUACGCUCCGUGUGGUUGUUUCGAUCCUCGGCUUUGGAGCAUGCAUUAUGGUAGCCAUCGGAUUCAAGGCUCGUUGGAGCGCAAUGUUCCUUGUGCUACUCUUGAGUGUGUUGAACAUUGCCGUCAACAACUUCUGGACCGUUCAUUCUGCGCACCCACAGCGCGACUUCCUGCGUUACGACUUCUUCCAAACCCUAUCCAUUGUGGGCGGCUUGCUCCUCCUUGUGAGCCUGGGUCCAGGCGGGUUCUCUAUGGACGAACGCAAGAAGGUGACAUGA